Molecule: messenger RNA, 468 nt
Organism: Nematocida minor
Lineage: Eukaryota; Fungi; Microsporidia
Exons: 1
Coding region: 1-468 (155 amino acids)
Source: RefSeq, a predicted model, not a curated record
AUGAGCCUAGUGGACGAAAGGCCAGCCAAUCCAAUCAAAGACAUACUGAUAUUUGAAAAGCAGUUAAAUAAAAAGUAUGCGCAUGAGACAAAAAGAAGGUUUGUGUACUUUGUUCUUUUGAUGAUAAUUUUGUCGGGCUACAUUCUGCACGUGACCAGAGAAGUGUACAACGUGCUGUGGGACAUAGAUUGCAGCGACCCUGCAGAAAUGACCGUGCUGCUGUGCAGAAUAUACCUAAGAAUGCUAGGUGCUGUGCUUCUGCUGGGGUAUGUGUUUAUAAGAAUGCUGAGAAAGUCGUCGAAAAUAACGAACUCACUGACUGCACAGCUGAAACUGUUGAACAUUUUCUUCAAAAACCAAAAGCUGAACUUGUGCAGCAUAAAAACCCCAAAUAACAUAAAAGUAGCGAUAAACGUGUUUCGAGAAGAAGAACAGAGAAAGAAAACACACUGGCUAAAGAGAAAAUAA